CCGACCGAGAGAGCCCUGAUUAUUGUGAAUAUGUUGCUGUCGCUAGCCAAGAUAUUCUGCCCGGCAUAUCAGUGCUUUCAUGCCUUAAAGAUUAAGAAAACUUACCUACCUCUGUGUGCUACAAGAUUGUCUUCAACUUCUGUUGUACCUCGGAUUACUACCCACUACACAAUUUAUCCCCGAGAUAAGGACAAACGAUGGGACGGAGUGAACAUGGAGAGGUUUGCAGAGGAAGCGGAUGUAGUAAUAGUUGGUGGAGGCCCUGCAGGGCUCUCUACAGCUAUUCGUCUAAAGCAGUUGGCUGCUGAACAUGAAAAGGAUAUCCGUGUGUGUCUAGUGGAGAAAGCUGCACAGAUAGGAGCUCAUACGCUCUCAGGAGCCUGCCUUGAUCCAUGUGCUUUUGAAGAACUGUUCCCAGACUGGAAGGAGAAAGGGGCACCCCUUAAAACUCCUGUAACACAAGAUUCUUUUGGAAUUUUAACAGAGAAAUAUAGAAUUCCUGUACCAAUUCUCCCAGGUCUUCCAAUGAAUAAUCAUGGCAAUUACAUUGUACGCUUGGGACAUUUAGUGAGCUGGAUGGGACAACAAGCAGAAGCCCUUGGUGUUGAAGUGUACCCUGGUUAUGCUGCUGCUGAGAUUCUUUUUCAUGAAGAUGGUAGUGUAAAAGGGAUUGCCACUAAUGAUGUAGGGAUUCAAAAGGAUGGUGCACCAAAGACAACAUUUGAAAGAGGACUAGAACUACAUGCCAAAGUCACCGUUUUUGCAGAAGGUUGUCAUGGUCAUCUAGCCAAGCAGCUAUAUAAGAAGUUUGAUUUGAGGGCCAAUUGUGAUCCCCAAACCUAUGGAAUUGGACUAAAAGAGUUAUGGAUUAUUGAUGAAAAGAAGUGGAAACCUGGGAGAGUAGAUCACACUGUUGGCUGGCCCUUGGACAGACAUACUUAUGGAGGAUCUUUUCUCUAUCAUUUAAAUGAAGGGGAACCCAUGAUAGCUCUUGGCUUUGUGGUUGGUCUAGAUUAUCAAAAUCCAUACCUGAGCCCAUUUAGAGAGUUCCAGAGGUGGAAACACCAUCCCAGCAUUCAGCCAACGCUAGAAGGUGGAAAAAGAAUUGCAUAUGGAGCCAGAGCUCUCAAUGAAGGUGGUUUUCAGUCUAUACCAAAAUUGACCUUCCCUGGUGGGUUACUAAUUGGUUGUAGUCCUGGUCUCCUGAAUGUUCCCAAGAUUAAAGGCACCCACACAGCAAUGAAAAGUGGAAUUUUGGCAGCAGAAUCUACUUUUAAGCAACUAACUAGUGAAAAUCUCCAAUCAAAGACAAUAGGACUCCAUGUAGCAGAGUAUGAAGACAAUUUGAAGAAAUCAUGGGUGUGGAAAGAGCUCUAUGCUGUUAGAAAUAUAAGACCAUCCUGCCAUGGAAUCUUGGGUAUAUAUGGAGGGAUGAUUUACACUGGAAUAUUUUACUGGAUAUUUAGAGGAAUGGAGCCAUGGACUCUAAAACAUAAAGGUUCUGACUCUAGUCAGCUAAAGCCAGCCAAGGAUUGUACACCUAUUGAGUAUCCAAAACCUGAUGGACAGAUCAGUUUUGACCUCUUAUCAUCUGUGGCUCUGAGUGGUACAAAUCAUGAGCAUGACCAACCAGCACAUUUAACCCUGAAGGAUGACAGCAUACCUGUAAAUAAAAAUCUAUUGAUCUAUGAUGGACCCGAACAGCGAUUCUGCCCUGCAGGAGUUUAUGAAUUUGUUCCUUUGGAACAAGGUGAAGGAUUUCGGUUACAGAUAAAUGCUCAGAACUGUGUGCAUUGUAAAACAUGUGAUAUUAAAGAUCCAAGUCAGAAUAUUAACUGGGUGGUACCCGAAGGUGGUGGAGGACCUGCUUACAAUGGAAUGUAAAUGACAACUGAUUUCAUUUGCAAGUACAUUUGAUAGCCAGUUCUUUAAAAUGUAUGGCAAACUAACUUUAAAAUGUGUAAAGGCUAACAAGUAUCAAAGUAUCUUACAGUGUAUGAUUGACCAGAAUGUUCACAAAAUAACUUAGUGAAAUAAAAAUUUUAUACUAUACCAAAAAUUGUCCCAUAAA
This is a messenger RNA of Orycteropus afer afer, 2071 nucleotides long. RefSeq names its product electron transfer flavoprotein dehydrogenase (gene ETFDH). Gene Ontology annotation, molecular function: iron-sulfur cluster binding; electron-transferring-flavoprotein dehydrogenase activity. Gene Ontology annotation, cellular component: mitochondrial inner membrane. Gene Ontology annotation, biological process: electron transport chain. The record is from RefSeq and is a predicted model, not a curated record. Lineage: Eukaryota; Metazoa; Chordata; Mammalia; Tubulidentata; Orycteropodidae.